GACUUUAAAAUUUUGAGGUUAUUUCGAAAGUUGUCGGGAACGAGGAGAGUAGUUGUUACAAGAUAUUGCUAAAGAAUAUUUUAUUAAAAUGACAUCCCAGUUUGACCCAGAUGGAAGAUAUUUCGCCCAAAUAUCCGAUGAUGGAAUUCUCAAAAUUUGGAAUACUGCUGCUAACUCAUUAGAACAGGAAUAUGUACCAGAUAUACACUUAGUUUCUCCAUGCACAUGUUUACACUUUGUUGAAUGUUUACAAAAUUCUAGAGAGAAUGGGUCUCCAAAAAAUAAAAAAAGGAAAAGACGAGAAUUUUCCAGUGAAAUAUUGCUUGGCACAUCUUCUGGUAAAUUAUUAAUAUAUUCAAUUUCAAAGGGUGACAUCAAAUGUACUAUUGAUGGUAACAUCAGUUUACCAUUGAGCUGCUUAUCACCAAAUUUGGAAGACAUCGUUUAUUCUGGAAUGGGCAACAGUGUUGGUGUUUGGAAUAUUCGACAACGCUCGUUUUUGAGGGAAUGGAAAGUGGGAAAUGAUAAAAUUUCUGCUAUUCUUGCAAUUCCUAAUUCAAAGAAGCUAUUGACUGCAUCAAAAAGUAUAAAACUGUGGAAUUCAGAAGAUCGAACGCUGCUCAAAACUUUUACAGGGCAUUCUUCAGAUGUAAAUUUCUUACAUUGUAUACCCAAUUAUGAUUUGACUGAACCCAAAUAUGUGAUUAGUGGUUCUAAGAGUGAUAGAGUAUUAAACUGCUGGAAUAUAAGUGAUGAUGUUAAAGAGGUUAACACAACAGCCUCUUUACUUUCAGAAGAUUAUGUUUAUAAUAUUUCGUUACAUGCAAACGAAGAUGGUUCAACUAAACUGUCUGCAUCUGUUGCAAAUGGUGCAGUUCAUAUAUUUGAAGUGGCUUUCAACGGGCGGUGCAUCAAACCAAUUAAGCCUAAAUCAACUAUCAAGGUUGUAGCUGAUACUGGACAAGAAAAAAAAGGGGCUAUACUACCCAUUUUAAUUUUUUCUAGUCAUUUCAGAAAAGAGAACUCAUUAUUGAUUGCUCAUGGUAGCAAUUUAGUUCUCACAUUUGAGGAACUGGAAACCAGCAACAAAAAGUUGGUAUGUCUUCUGAGGCAGCAUCCACAUACCAAAAAACCAAGUGAUGUACAAAUAGAUAAAGUAAUUACGCCAAUUAUAGGAAAUAAUGCCACUUAUCUGACGCCAUACAGCAACGUUUCUGCGGUCACAAAGAGAAAGUUGGGUAGUUCUCCAGAAAUAACUAUGGAGAGGAGACUAGAAAAUCUAACAUUUAACAAAGAUGUUGGUUCUGUACCUAGAAGUAACAAUAUGGCGCAUUUGUUGCUUCAGGGUCUGAGGAGCAAAGAUAAAAGUAUAAUUGAAACUGUACUACAUUCAGCGAACGAAGAAAUAAUUAGGAAUACAUUAGAAACGAUACCGAUUAAUGUUAUAAUGGAGUUGGUCAGUCAGCUGGAAACUUUUAUUCAAGGAUAUAAUGCGCAAGCUCGAGCUGCAGCAGUGUGGUUGAAACUUUUAUUAGAGGUACAUGUAUCCCUAUUUAUAUCCAACCCUGAGUUACCCACAAUUUUUGCUCACAUAAGAAAAUGCACGCAAAAUCGGUUAGCUUCCAUAAUCGAUAAAAGGAAAUUCAAAAUGAAGCUGGACUUGUUGCUUUCUGGGAAAGUUAAUAAAACGUCUAAUGACGUUCAGGAAAAUGAAGAUGAAGCGCUCAUAUUCAAUGAUAGAGAUUCAAGUAGUGAAUCAGAGGCAGAAUCUAAAGAUUCAAGCGAUGAUGAAGAAUUCGACAUGGAUAUUGACAGUAUGGAAGAGGAAUUAUCAGAUUGAAAGAAAUUGUUUUGUAUAUUCUGUAAAAUAAAGUUUUUUAUAAAAAA
Messenger RNA from Coccinella septempunctata (seven-spotted ladybird), 1887 nucleotides. RefSeq names its product WD repeat-containing protein 43. Gene Ontology annotation, cellular component: nucleolus. NCBI's taxonomy places the organism in Eukaryota, Metazoa, Arthropoda, Insecta, Coleoptera, Coccinellidae. The coding region runs from base 89 to 1840 and encodes 583 amino acids. The transcript is spliced from 8 exons. Gene Ontology annotation, molecular function: protein binding. Gene Ontology annotation, biological process: maturation of SSU-rRNA from tricistronic rRNA transcript (SSU-rRNA, 5.8S rRNA, LSU-rRNA). The record is from RefSeq and is a predicted model, not a curated record.